AUGGACUUUCAAAUACAACAUAUUUAUCGAGAAGGAAACUCGGUUGCAGAUGUUCUGGCAAAUCAAGGGGUUCUGGGUCAAGCCCCUCAUUUAUACUCGAAUCAAGGAGACUUGCCUCUUCAAAUCAGGCUUUUAUUGCAGCAUGACCAGCGUGGGAUCAAGCCUAUGGACUUUCAAAUACAACAUAUUUAUCGAGAAGGAAACUCGGUUGCAGAUGUUCUGGCAAAUCAAGGGGUUCUGGGUCAAGCCCCUCAUUUAUACUCGAAUCAAGGAGACUUGCCUCUUCAAAUCAGGCUUUUAUUGCAGCAUGACCAGCGUGGGAUCAAGGUAGUUCGUAAGAGGUUCUCUGCACUGUCCUAA
Ilex paraguariensis (yerba mate) is the source of this 360-nucleotide messenger RNA. Lineage: Eukaryota; Viridiplantae; Streptophyta; Magnoliopsida; Aquifoliales; Aquifoliaceae. The record is from the annotation of a GenBank genome assembly.